AUGACGAAGGUGACAAUGAUUGACUUGACACAUCCAGAAGUUGCAGGUCUGAGUCGAAAUGCAUCGACCGGACAGAUUGCUAGUGGUCGAAUCUUCGUCAAUUCGGCAUACAAGCAGAAUUUGACAAUUCGACCCUCAAUCGGUCAUCCGUCGUCACGUUCAGUGCCACUAAAGCACUUACAUCGGCGGCAAAUACCCGAUCAUGCACCAGAACGUCCGACAAAGAGUACUCUACGCCGCUGGAGACGUCAGCGGCUAGAGGUGCGUAUUGCCAGUGGAAGUGGCAGUCGUAAAAAACCGCCCGCCCUGCAAUCGUCAGUUCGGUUAGCGACCCCUCAACAUUCUGUCGAGGAGCCAGUUGCUAUCGAACCACGCCCGUGUUUUUCGCCACGAGGCGAAAUAUCGGAAGGUCUCUCUGGCGAGUCCCCCGUUGCAAGGACCCCAGACCGUGUCAGUGUCGAAUCUUUUUCGACCGAUUCCACGGAAGAAGGGAUGCUUCUCGACCGAUCGCCGGACAAUGGAGUCAGCGAUCUCGAUGAACUGGCGGCACACCUGGAACUCGACCGCGGUGAAGACUAA
Molecule: messenger RNA, 579 nt
Organism: Didymodactylos carnosus
Lineage: Eukaryota; Metazoa; Rotifera; Eurotatoria; Philodinida; Philodinidae
Source: the annotation of a GenBank genome assembly